Molecule: messenger RNA, 1154 nt
Organism: Prunus dulcis (almond)
Lineage: Eukaryota; Viridiplantae; Streptophyta; Magnoliopsida; Rosales; Rosaceae
Product: protein G1-like1
Exons: 1
Coding region: 227-1003 (258 amino acids)
Biological process (GO): mRNA transcription; response to light stimulus
Cellular component (GO): nucleus
Source: RefSeq, a predicted model, not a curated record
UCUCCUUCUCUUUCUUCUUAAUAAUGUCUCCCCCUCAACCCCCCUCCCCUCGUCCCGGCCCCUACUUUAUAUACCCCUCAAAACACUCACACGUCUCUCGAUCCACCCAGCGUAUAAAUUUCCAACCCCAAAGAGAACAAUAUUUAUACCUGUACCCAUCGCACUUGCUAUAUGAAAUUCCCAAUCUCUUCAAUUUCUACACACACACACUUGCUAAUUUUUUGAUAUGUCAGCAGCAGCCGCCGCCGCUGCAGCUGCAGUCUGCCGCUCCGGCUCGACCACCAGCAGCUCCAGCGGCGCCGACAACUACCACCACCACCAACAACAACAACACCGACCGUUAGUGACGCCGUCACUAACGGCAGCGCAGCCGGUGCUAAGCAGGUACGAGUCGCAAAAGCGGCGUGACUGGAUCACGUUCGGGCAGUAUCUCAAGAACCACAAGCCGCCGCUGACGCUGUCGCGGUGCAGCGGGGCCCACGUGCUGGAGUUCCUCCGGUACCUAGACCAGUUCGGGAAGACCAAGGUCCACGCGGACGUUUGUCCGUUCUACGGGCACCCCCACCCUCCCGCGCCCUGCCCCUGCCCGCUGCGCCAGGCGUGGGGCAGCCUCGACGCGCUCAUUGGCCGGCUGCGGGCAGCGUUCGAGGAGAACGGCGGACAGCCCGAGACCAACCCGUUUGGAGCGCGGGCGGUGAGGUUGUAUCUGAGGGAGGUGAGGGACAGCCAGGCCAAGGCCAGGGGUAUUGCCUAUGAGAAGAAGAAGAGGAAGAAAGUAGGGGCAUCGCAACAACAACAGCAGCAACAGCAACAGCAACAGCAGCAGCAGGAUGAGCUCGGGGAGGAGCAGCAGGGGCAACAUGGUAAUUUCGGUUCAUCAGGUUAUGGCAAUGGUGUUCUCGGUGGGGGAAGUGAUGGAUCAUCAAAUAGGGUUGUGUUUGUUGGGGCUGCUUCUUCCACUGCUGCUAGGGGCUCUAUGAUCCCUUUGUCAGCGCUAAACUAAAUUAGCUAGUAAUUAUCCCCUUAAUGAUAUAAAUAUCUUAGCUAUCUAGCUAGUUGCAUGAUAUGAAAAGAAUGUAAGGGCUUUUGAUAUUUUGUGUUAAUUAACCUUUUCUUUAAUCCGGCAACUAAAAAUAGACCCUUAAUUAGUGCUA